CAUAAAUAGUAAUGUUAGUCUGUGGUUGUAGUACACAAACAGAGUUGUGACCGUGUGUGUGUGUGCGUGUGAACUGUUGUGCUGCCGUCCAGACGACAAUGACACAUAAUCCAAAAUAAUCCAGUUAAUUUUCUCUCUCCAAUUUGUGUUUAACCUUUGGCAAGUAAAAAUAAACACCAACAAGGGCGUAGCACCCACCUCAUCACCUUGUCCUCCCAUUUCAGAACACUUUUCCAGUAACACACACGAGAGGGCUCUAAUCAUGUUAAAAACCGUAUUUAGAAUGUUUAAACAGGUUUAUAUGCUAUACGUUUGAAGAUAUUGGAUUUAAGAAGUGAGGAAGUGAGAUGUACAUUGGUGUUUCUAACCAUAUUUGCUUUGCAUUUUGUGUUUUUUAGUCACUAUUUGCCAAAUUUUUUAAAUAAUAUGUUACUGUAGUAGAUCGUCCUGAGCAGCAUCAAAUCGGGUACCUACAAUAAUUUCCCUCAAAAUAGAACAAUGUUAAGCUUCUGGUACAAUAAUUUAUCAUUUCCUAUCUGGCAACACACUGGCCGCAACCGACCGCCGCAAAUAGAUUGCAGUCCUGUGAUAUACCCUCGAAGAUGAUGGUGAUGAUGAUGGUGAAGGUGGAGGCCAGGGACAUGACGUGACACCCCUGUUGUAUGCCACCUGUGCCAGAAGACAAAGUUCUUAUGUUUAUUAGUUUGCUGAGAAGAAAACAAUCAGCUACUCACGUUGGUCAAGCUAGCUAGUUAGCAUCGUUAGCUCGUCCACGACAGCAGUCUAAUGGAGAAAAGAAGAUUUCAAGUGAUGCUGGCUGUGGCAGUGGCGGUAGUGAAGAGCCGGGCGGCGGGCAUGAGCGGACGCCAGCACGUUGAGGCCUUGGCGGGCCGCCUGAGAGGCCAGGAGGACACUUGCAGGAGCCAGGAUGACCUGCGGAAGCUGAUCACCAUGAUGACAGCAGGUGGUGAUGCCGCCAUGUCAACCUUCCUCAAGGACCCAUCUUCACCGGCAAGCAGCCCCUCAGACACUCCAAAACUCUUUCAGCCGGCAUUUCUGUCCAAUCAGCACAAGGAUGCUCAGCGAAGGGUGGCAGGUCUUCCUCACAUGCACUUACUGCAGUCACUGUGCACCUUAAGCCGAAUGGGUGCCGGUCCAGAUUCACUAUGGUGUGGUCCGGGCGAGAACGUGGGCCUGGUUUUGGAUGACACGUUGUGUCAGCUCCUCGACUCUGUGGUGGCGGUGUUCAGGGACCCUUGCCCCGGGGGAAUGGGCGAGCUUGCCCUGAAGGCUUGUCGAGCGUGGGCGCGAGCCUCUGACCGGUUCUGCAGUCAGAACGCACCGUGUGGUGACUUGAGGGCACGUGUACACAUGUCUCUCAAGGAGCUGACCGCCAUCUUGCUACACGCCAACCAACGCCACUCUACCUGUGAGAUGCUGACGGCCUGCUUGGUGGCGCUGGCGAGCAGUAGCAUGUCAAAGUCCUUCCUUGUUGCUCACUUCCUCUGUGAAAUCAGCGCCUUGGCGGAUGUGCUGUGGCACGCCCUGCAGGAGAAGUCUCCUCUUGAUGUGUUUCCUGUGGAUCAGUACCAAAAUUCCGGUCGCCUAUUGUGGAUCCUGGAGGAGCUGCUGCAGAACUCGGAGGUAGCAUGGCGAGAGAAGGCGCAGUUUGAGUGGAUGGAUAGCCUCCUUCACUUGCAACGACGAAUGUUUGCCCUCUCUGAGGAGUUCCCACUCUUUGCCAUCUCCACAUGGAGGAUAGCAGCACUCCUGGCGUGAUUCUUCUGCUCCAAAUUGAUCCUUAAACAUUACGUCACAGAAGCAAAUAUGAAUAUAUAUAUAUACACCAUUUUGCUCCGCCCACACAAUGGUGGAGAUGCUCUUCCCUCGCAUGAUCUCACGAUCCCCCUGCCUCCUGACCAUGUGAAGAAUAUUUUAAAAAGUUUGUAUCCAUCAAUGCAUCUCAAGCUGAGCUUCCUGCAGAAGUCACAGACUGACCUGCAGAUUUCAGAAGAUGAAGACCACACCUCCUUCUUUAGUCACAACCUUUCACCAACCCUUUCUCAGGAAAUUAUUUUGUAACAUGUUCGCUCGCAAUGUCCAACACCCACUGGAACUGACUGAUGCCAACUAGCAAGCUAACGCGGGUGCCAGUUGCAUGUUUUGCGUAACUGUGGUAAAGGCGGAUGCUUCCUGGCUAACUAGUUUGUAGGUGGGGAAAAGUUAAGUUGCUAGACGACAAGACUGGUGGCAGCCCUAGAUGGCAGCAGCAGCAGGCAUGACAAAAAGCCAGCAGACACACAAAAUGCUCACAAAUAUUUUAUUUGGAAUGCUUUCCUAAGUAUUGCACUUUUCUCACCCAGGAUGUGGAUUCAGUUUGUUUGCUUGGUUUCCAUGACUACGUCCUUCAGCGCUGAAAAGAUGAAAGGUGUUGAGAAGCGUAGGCUGAGCUGUCAGUCAAUGUUGAUGAUGCUGCUGUACCUCAAGUUCAGGAAAGAGCUCCAGCAGGGCGAUGUCCAGCAGGACGUACGACAUCUGAACACACCAAAGAAAAGACAACUAGUUCAAAGCAAGACAAUCAAUCGAGUUCAUUUUGCUCAAAUGAAUCUUAAUUUUCAUCACCUGCUUGUUGAGGAGUGGCUGCUGUAGACCCUCAAAGAGAAGUUGGAUUCCGUCGUGCUUGGCCUCCUCGCCAAUACACUUAUCAACCAUGUCUGAUCACACGCGCAUGCGCGCACAUACACAAAGACAAACUGGGGCUCAGUUAAACGUGUCUGACUCCUCCCACUGCCAACAAGUCAAGGAGUUGCAGACUCACCAGGCAGAUAGUCCAUCAUCUGCUCAAAGGUCUGCUUGGCUCUGGCCUGCUUGUCCAGACUGCUUCGCUCCUCGCUGCUCUCACAGAAGAUUGCGUCUGGCGGAACACGUGUGGCGAGCAUGUUUAGAACGGGAAGUCUAAAAGAUGGAGUAAAAGAUGAUAGACCUGACCUCGGAGCUGCGUUAUGAGUGAGACCAGGCGGUGCUCCUGCAUGAUCUCAUCCAACUUGGACUGCAUGUGUUGCUCCAUGUACGCCUCAAAGGUGUUCUUUAAAAGGAUCCUGCCGGCUGACAGGAAGUGAUGCAACCAUAGCGGCAUGCGGAACGCCAGUCGACCUUGGUGAUGAAAAGGUUAAGAUGUUUGUAUGUCCAGCAUGUGCGGCAACUGGCUGCGAGCACGUCGUCUUACCAACGUGCAUCAUGUAGUCGUACAUUCCCUCAACGCCAACCGCCCCCAGGAAGCAGCUGUGGUUGUGUCGCCUCUCGGUGCCAGACGGCAUGUUGGCAUUGUUCCUGAAGAGCCGGUUGAGGAGCUGCGCAGGAAGCAUGAUCAACAUCCUGUGCUGGUGAUAUGCCUAGCUAACGUGUGGGUAGCAGACGUCAUACCCGCUUGUUGGCAUCGGCGCCGGGACUAAGGAUGGUCAGCUCGGGACGGCUGGGUUUGGCUUUGGGAGACUCGCAUGAGUUGAAGAAGGACUGGAUGAAAGGCUCCAGGUUUUGACCUUUCUGGAAAACAUACCGCACUCAAAAGUCAUGAAUGCUAGCAUGCAACACCCCCUGCUGUCCACUACAGGAAGUGCAUGGAAACAGGACACACCUCUUUUAUCAACUUUCCAGGAACAGACUUGAAGAUCUUCCCUGCAGGACAAAAUAGUUUAGUUAGGAAGAAGAAGGACAAACAAAGAGAAAGGUGCUGAUGGUACCCAAGUUGACAUCAGGCAGCAUCCUGUCCACAAAUUGGGACUCCACACUAUGAGGAGACAGGAAGUCAGCCAGCAGCUGACUGUUGCUGAGCUCUGUGUACUGCAGGAGUCUCUACGCACACACACACACACACACACACACACACACACACACACAGAUCAGUGCUCCUCCUGAGUGUAGUUUGUCGGAUGUGUAUUACCUGUAAAUACUCCUCAAACUCCUCCCUCUUGGAGGCCAGGAAGUCAUGAUUCUUUGGUCCCAGGAUGCGUUUUGGAGGAAGCUGCGCCUCCGCAAAGGUGCCUGUGAGCAUCACGUCUUUUGAGUUUGAGGACAGUGGUGGACGGAAAGGAAGCAAACGGCAAGCAGCAACGUUACCGUGAAACUCUGUGAGCUUGGACUCCAGCACGUAGAACUCCAUGUAUCUUCUGUAGACCGACCACUUCUCUGGAUCAUGACCCACUGCAAGAAGACCUAUCAGGAUGACAAUGUUCUGCAGAUAUGCGACUCUUGGGCGUAGGCUCACCUUCCCUCCUGUCGUUGCGCUCCACAUCGAUGCAGAAAACGGGAAUCCUCUCCCUCUUGGCCUCAUCCUCGUAGAAGUCGAUGUACGGGAUGGUGAUGGUCCAGGCCGAAAGGUUCCUCAGACUUCCCGGUGUGCAGGCCAGCUCAGCGGGAGAGUCGUCCUCCAUCACCACCACGGCCUCCUCCACCUGUGGGGUCCAGACGUGUCACAUGACCAGCCGGCCUGAGGCAGGCAACAUUGAAGAGGAUGCUCACUAUGUCGUCAUCGACGUCGGCCAUGGCACUGGGCGGUAAGAUGGCGCCUUCCAUGGUGGUGCUCUUGAACACACCUUUGAGUUUGCUGCCAAUCCUGCUGAUCCCGAACGACUCCCCUCGCUUGGAAGUGUUCCUACAAGCAGGUCACAUGGUAUACGGCGCCCCUCACACGACCACUCAAGCACUGAUUGAUUGACAAACCUGCUGACUCGUGAGCUCCUUGCUGGUGACUCAGCUCCUUUCAGCAGGUGUCUGAAGUACUGACACACACACACACACACACACACACACACACACACACACACACACACACACACACACACACACACACACACACACAGUCAGCUUCCCAUUUUAGGACAUGUGCACGUGUGUGGUAGUCCUACCUCGUCGCUGUGACAGAACAUGGGCGUGAAUACGUUCUCCAGAAGAGACAGGACGUGUUCGUAGGCCUCAAAGAGACAGCGCAUGGUCUGCAGCUUGACCACGGCGCCGUACGGACCUGCAGCCACUAAAGAAGAGGUCAUGUGACCACACGUCAAAAGGCUUCUACUUAUUUCCAAACGACCAGCUGGGGCCGUGUCAAGCGGGGAUGAUAAAAAGGAUGUCUUACCGUUCUUUAUCUCGUCCACGAUGAAGCAGUCCAAGUUGAUCUUGUCCAUGCUCUCGUCCAGGCAGUACGUCUCGUAGAUGUGCACAACCUCACCGUGCAGACGCCGCAGCUCCGAGUCGCACAGCUCCGGGCUCAGGAUCUUGUCGUUGAGCUCCUCUGGAGGAUGACGUGGCAACAUUUGUGUCACGUGAUGCCGU
Molecule: messenger RNA, 5328 nt
Organism: Dunckerocampus dactyliophorus (ringed pipefish)
Lineage: Eukaryota; Metazoa; Chordata; Actinopteri; Syngnathiformes; Syngnathidae
Product: meiosis-specific protein MEI4-like
Exons: 5
Coding region: 787-1779 (330 amino acids)
Biological process (GO): spermatogenesis; oogenesis; DNA recombination
Cellular component (GO): lateral element
Source: RefSeq, a predicted model, not a curated record